GGAACAAAGAAUUCAAGCUCGCUUCUUUGGUUACGGUUUGGAAUCGAGGAAGAGAAGCGGUGCGGCAGCUGCGGUGGCGAUGAAGGGCGUCGGACGAUUGUUAAGGAAAGUUUCUUCCUGUCAAGCAUACCAAUCCUUCGCCGGGAAUACUACAAUCACUUCCCGUUUAAUCACUUGCCGCUUCAUUUUUGCUUCGUCGGCGACAUCAAGUCCUUCGUUUCUGGUAAACGGACGGCGAGAUUUUGCCGGUUCUUCCCAUCCCGAGUCUGUGAGAUCUUCUUUGCUUCCUCAAAAAUGGAUCAAUUUCAUAGGGCAGAGGAGGACCAUGUUUAUUCAAACUCAAUCCACUCCUAAUCCUUCUUCUCUGAUGUUUUAUCCCGGGAAGCCGGUUAUGGAAAUUGGUAGUUCAGAUUUCCCCAAUGCUCGUUCAGCGAUGAAUUCUCCAUUGGCAAAAGCCUUAUUCGGAAUUGAUGGUGUUACUCGAGUUUUCUUUGGAUCUGAUUUUGUCACGGUAACAAAGUCAGAUGAUUUCUCCUGGGAUCUCCUCAAGCCUGAAAUUUUUGCAGCAAUUAUGGACUUCUAUACUUCUGGGCAGUCACUGUUUCUGGACUCAAAAGCUGCAGCAGCCAUGGACACUGCUAUUCAUGAAGAUGACUCAGAGACUGUUGCAAUGAUCAAAGAGCUGCUGGAAACUCGCAUUCGACCAGCAGUGCAAGAUGAUGGUGGGGACAUAGAGUAUCGAGGAUUUGAUCUAGACACUGGAAUAGUUAAAUUGAGAAUGCAAGGAGCAUGCAGUGGUUGCCCAAGCUCAUCUGUGACUUUGAAAUCUGGCAUUGAAAACAUGCUGAUGCAUUAUGUUCCAGAGGUCAAAGGUGUAGAGCAAGAUUUAGAAACUGAAGAUGAGGAGGCAGCAUUGAGUGGUCAGAUGGAGUAGUUAAAGUUAUAGCAGUUUUCAUUUACCAAUCAGAUAUGCAGUGUGCUCGAGCAGGAUAUAUGUUGCCUCCUUCCUGUGGAGGAGCAAAUAAAUUUUGCAGGUCAAUUCAUUGUGUAGUGUUUCAUUGCUGUAAUUGUUGCAAUUAUAUGUACGAGUACAUGUUGGCGGUAUAAACGUUGUAGUAUGGUCUAUUUACCAUAUUUGCCUUAAAGCUAAUUAAUUUUAAGAUUUCAAGCUAAUUUUUGUUGCUGCUGGCUUCAACAAUGAUAAACUGGCGAGAAUGAAAAGAAAAAUUACAG
Messenger RNA from Rubroshorea leprosula, 1233 nucleotides. The record is from the annotation of a GenBank genome assembly. NCBI's taxonomy places the organism in Eukaryota, Viridiplantae, Streptophyta, Magnoliopsida, Malvales, Dipterocarpaceae.